This is a messenger RNA of Ananas comosus (pineapple), 1380 nucleotides long. Its product is annotated as OTU domain-containing protein DDB_G0284757. Gene Ontology annotation, biological process: protein deubiquitination. Gene Ontology annotation, molecular function: cysteine-type deubiquitinase activity. The transcript is spliced from 10 exons. Lineage: Eukaryota; Viridiplantae; Streptophyta; Magnoliopsida; Poales; Bromeliaceae. The record is from RefSeq and is a predicted model, not a curated record. The coding region runs from base 238 to 927 and encodes 229 amino acids.
ACCUCUUCUCCCCCUUCCUCGUCUUCUUCUUCAUCUUCCCCAAUCGCCCGAGUGCACACGCUAGAAUCGAUCGGCGUCGUUUGGAGGACGGAUUCUUCGAAGCUUCGCCCUCUCCGAUUCGUCUCCGUGGGAUCCAUUCCCCUUCUUAAUCCUCUUCGUCGUCGCCUUCGAUUUCGAUUUCGAUUUUGAUUUCGAGGUCGCCUCUCCUCGGCUCCAUUUCCUCUCCUAGGGUGCACCAUGGCGCAUAUGAUGCAGAAUGAAGGUGCUUCAUCUAGUUCAACUUCAACCUCCCUGAGCAGCCAGAAAAGCGAAACAGAUGAUGAUAGGAUGAUAGCUAUUGUCCUUUCAGAAGAAUAUGCCAAUUUAGAUGGUGCAAUUGCCAAACGCCUUUCCAACCUGUCUUCAAUUCCUCACGUUCCUCGGAUAAACACAUUUAUUCCAAAUUUAAGUGAUGCCAGCCUAGAUCAUCAGCGCCUUCUCCAAAGGUUACAAGCUUACGGCUUAUGGGAAGUGAAGGUCUCUGGGGACGGCAACUGUCAGUUUCGAGCACUCUCAGACCAGUUGUACAGAUCACCAGAGCAUCAUAAACAUGUCCGGAAGGAAAUAGUAAAGCAGCUUAAAGAGUUCCGUUCUUUAUAUGAAGGUUAUGUCCCCAUGAAGUACAAGCAAUAUUAUAAGAAAAUGGCUAAAUCUGGUGAAUGGGGAGACCAUCUUACACUACAAGCAGCAGCUGACAAGUUUGCAGCAAAGAUUUGUCUUCUAACAUCAUUCAGAGACACCUGUUUCGUUGAGAUUGUCCCACGAAAUCAGCCCCCCAAAAGAGAGCUAUGGCUAAGUUUCUGGUCUGAAGUUCACUACAAUUCAAUAUAUGAAGCCCGAGAUUUUCCUGGUCAAUGCAAGCCCAAAAAGAAACACUGGCUAUUUUAGAUGCUUGUGUGAUACACACCAUGAAAGGGUGCUUCUUGAUGCAGAUAGCAUUUACUUUAUUUCCUUAUCGAGCCUUUUGCACUGGGAUGCCCUCAUCAUUCAUACACAUUGGUGGUCAAGGAAGUUACAUCUGCUGUGAAUACAUAUAAAUGCCUUCUUUAAUUCUUUUUUUCUUUAUUUUCUUUUUUUUUUUUUUUUUUUUUUUGUCUGCAUAUACUUUGUAUUACUCAUGACAUAUGUUCCAAUAACCAUAGUCAUAUUCUUCUGUUGUAUUCUCUUACUCAUUAUAGUUUAUUUUCAUGACCUUAAUUACAAUGUAUUAUAAUAUUGAGACAGAUUAAUUUGUGGACCUAAUAUAGCAAAAGGGAAGGGGGAUGCGGUAUGUUUGGGGAAAAUGAAGACCUAUCUUCUGACCAUUAUAUGGGAAUUGGAAAUAGAUUUUUUUUGUAAUCA